Molecule: messenger RNA, 1207 nt
Organism: Neoarius graeffei (lesser salmon catfish)
Lineage: Eukaryota; Metazoa; Chordata; Actinopteri; Siluriformes; Ariidae
Exons: 2
Coding region: 1-870 (289 amino acids)
Source: RefSeq, a predicted model, not a curated record
AUGGCAAGCCUGAAGACCUUUUUUUCAUGGACGGAUGACGAGGUCCAGUUGUUACUAAAUGUAACAUUGGAUUAUAAAACAACGGUGUCGGGUCAGGGUGUGGACUGGGAAAGUGUCCAAACAAAAUACGGGGACAUACUGGGCCGUUUUUUGGACCACUACCCCUCGCCAGAGGAUGCCCGCGCAAGUGGGAAAGACUUCCCUCACGCGAAGGAGGAGAUCUCAAAAGCUCAAGUGACAUCGAAGCUUAAGGCCAUACGCGCGAAGUACAGACGGGCUGUGGAUGCUGGGCGGAGGAGUGGUUGCGGCCAAGUGGUUCUCUUCUUUGAAUUGUGUGAGGCCAUUUGGGGGGGAUCAACUGGCACCUGCUCCCUUCCUGGAGGAAUAGAGACAGCAGACCUUCGUGCGGACCGACCUUCUGAGGCAACAAGCUCCACAUCAAGCUCCACGACAGAAGGUGGCACUGACUGUGAUGAGGAUGAGGUGGGUAGCCAGGUGCUGAGUGGGCAGACGGUUGCGAGGCGUCGCACUCAACUGGCCACAAUGAUGGAGUCGCACCGCACAGACCGGCUGAAGAGGAAGAUAUCGCCACUUGUCAUUGCUCAGGAGGAACUGGAGCUAAAGCGUCGAAUGUUCCAGCGGCUGGAGGAGACUGACCGUGAGUUCAUCGGCGCCAUGAACCGCAUGGCCGCAUCAGUUGAAAUGCUGGUGCAGCACAUGAUCAGUGGCUCCAGCCACAGGAGGCUUCAGUCACCACAGCACAGCACACCACACCAUGCCUCCUUACAUUACAGCACACCACGCCACGGAACCUCAUACUACAGUGACACACAGGACAGCAUGCCAUAUCCCAGUUAUGGGCAUCUGUAAAUAGCAAAAAACCCUUUUUAAUUUACAAUUUCAUGUUCAAUUUGUUCACUGUUAAUUUUAUUGAGUGAAAACCAUGUACCACUUAUACCAUUUUACAUGUAGGAAGGCAUGCAAACUCCGCACAGAAAGGCCCUCGCCGGCCACAGGGCUCGAACCCGGACCUUCUUGCUGUGAGGCGACAGCGCUAACCACUACACCACCGUGCCGCCUGACUUUGAUUCUCAUUUAAUUUACAAUUUCAUGUUCAAUUUGUUCACUGUUAAUUUUAUUGAGUGAAAACCAUGUACCACUUAUACCAUUUUACUGCAUGUUUAUACCCAUGUUUAAUUUUUUUUUA